Molecule: messenger RNA, 3560 nt
Organism: Rhopalosiphum maidis (corn leaf aphid)
Lineage: Eukaryota; Metazoa; Arthropoda; Insecta; Hemiptera; Aphididae
Gene: flfl
Product: serine/threonine-protein phosphatase 4 regulatory subunit 3A
Exons: 13
Coding region: 516-2903 (795 amino acids)
Biological process (GO): DNA damage response; protein dephosphorylation
Cellular component (GO): nucleoplasm; protein phosphatase 4 complex
Molecular function (GO): protein phosphatase activator activity
Source: RefSeq, a predicted model, not a curated record
GGUGAACGGAACGCGUUAUGAGCGUUUACUACUAUUAGUACUAUUAUUAUUAUUCAUUCCUCCUCCCGUACGUACGUGCUAUAUAUAUUAUUUAUUUUUAUUUUUUUUUUGUUUUCAAAAUGGCCGUGUGUCCACUGUUUGUUGUUUAGAGCGCGCGUCCGCGAAAUGUUGUCACGUCUCAUCGUUGAUAAAACCAAUUCCGAUACGUUUGACCAGUGCGCGCUUAAUACAUUUCAUUCUAUCGUCACCGCACGCGCUUGCCCGUCCCGUUCCGACGGACACUUGGUCGAAUUCCGCGGGUCCCGCUGAAUCCCGGUAAAUCUAUCCGUGUAUCGCGCGUCGACUAAGUUAUUUUUUUCCUGAUAUAGUUGUCGCUUGGUCCGUGGUGUGUCCCGCGUCUAAGUACCGCCGCCUGGUCCGGAGUGUUCGGCAUCCGAUCGCGACAAUUGGUGGUUGUCUGAAAGGGUCGAAAAUCAUUUACAUUCAGUUCUUCUUGCGAUGACCGUUGUGGACCCAUGUUCGACGCAAUGACUGACACCAAGCGGCGAGUGAAGUUGUACGCCCUGAAUGCUGAUCGUCAGUGGGACGAUCGUGGCACAGGGCAUGUGUCGUGCACAUACGUUGAACGGCUGAAAGGCGUUUCUCUUUUGGUUCGAGCCGAAGCUGAUGGUGCUCUUUUAUUAGAAUCCAAAAUUCAACACGAUACAGUUUAUCAAAAACAACAAGAUACACUCAUUGUUUGGUCUGAAGCUGAUAAUUUUGACUUAGCAUUAAGUUUUCAAGAAAAAGCCGGUUGUGAAGAAAUAUGGGAAAAAAUUUGUAGUGUUCAAGGAAAGGACCCAACAAUAGAAACUACUCAAGAUAUUGUUGAAGAGUCUGAAGAUGAGCGAUUUGAUGAUCUGUCAGAUUCAGCUCCUCCUGUUGAAUUACCACUAUGUGAAAUAGGCAGACUUAAAGAAAUUAAAGACCUUUUUAUCACUUGUAUGGCCACACCUUUAAAUAAAGAUAGGCUAGCUGAAGCUAUUGAAAAUGAUGGCUAUGUACGCAAGUUGGUAAAAUUAUUCAAUCUAUGUGAGGAUCUCAAUAAUUUGGAAGGUCUUCAUUGUUUGUAUGAUAUUGUCAAAAACAUUUUCCUUAUCAAUAAAAAUGCUUUGUUUGAAAUGCUUUUUGCUGAUGAUAUUAUAUUUGAUGUCAUUGGCUGUUUAGAGUAUGAUCCAACUUUACCUAUCCGUAAAUACCAUAGACAUCAUUUAAAGAAUGUUUCCAAAUUUAAAGAAGUCAUACUAAUAACUAAUCUCGAGUUAUUGAACAAAAUACAUCAAACACAUAGAGUGCAGUACAUACAAGAUGUGGUUCUUCCUACGCCAUCUGUAUUUGAAGAUAAUAUGUUAUCUGCAUUAAGUAGUUUUAUAUUUUUCAAUAAAGUGGAAAUUGUCACUUUAAUACAAGAAGAUGAAAAGUUUUUACCAGAUCUGUUAGGUCAACUACAAGACGAAAGCACACCAGACUCCAGGAAACUAGAAUUAGUACAAUUCCUGAAGGAAUUCUGCAACUUUUCACAAAAUUUACAGCCUCCCCAGAAGGAAGGAUUCUUCAGAACACUAACUUCUCUGGGUAUUUUACCAAUGCUUGAAAUGACUUUAAUGUCUGAAGAUGUGAAUAUAAAACAGGCCGCCAUUGACAUUCUUACUAUUCUUGUUGAAUUCUCACCUUCUGUUAUACGAGAAUACAUUCUUCAGCAGUCUUCUGAUACUGUGACUCAAGCAAACGGAAAUGAAGUAGAAUUGAUGUUGAUGAAUGUAAUAAUCGAACAGAUGAUAUGUGAUACAGAUCCUGAUCUCGGACGUGCGGUCCAGCUAAUGGGUGUUAUACGAGUUUUAAUUGACCCCGAAAACAUGUUGCCUUCACUAAGCAAAGUAGAAAAAACUGAUUUUCUCAACUAUUUUUACAAACACAGUGUCCAGAUUCUCAUAGCGCCAUUAUUGGCAAAUACAGUGGAUGGUGAACCAGCGCGAGAUGACUAUCAAAAUGCUCAGUUAUUGGCACAUAUCCUUGAGUUGCUAACAUUUUGUGUAGAACAUCAUUCAUAUCAUAUAAAAACUUGCAUACUGAACAAAGAUUUAUUGAAACGUGUAUUGGUACUAAUGAAGUCAGCCCAUAAAUUUUUAGUAUUAGGAGCUUUACGAUUCAUGAGGAAAAUUGUUGCAUUAAAAGACGAGUUUUAUAACCGUUAUAUUAUGAAGGGAUGUUUAUUUGGUCCUGUUAUUGAUUGCCUACUAGAUAAUAAUGGCCGUUACAAUUUACUCGAUUCUGCCAUCAUUGAAUUGUUUGAAUUUAUUAAACUUGAAGAUAUUAAGAUAUUAAUAGCACAUGUCGUUGAAAAUUAUGGUAAAAAGUUUGAACAUAUUGAUUAUGUACAAACAUUCAAAGCUCUUAGGAUACGUCAUAGUCAGCAAACAGAAAAAUUAAAAGAAAAACCUAUCACAAACGUGACUGUAUCAACUGGUCGAUUUAGAAGAGAUCCACGACAAAUAGAAGACGAAGAAGAAAUAUGGUUUAAUAAUGAAGAUGAUGAAUUUGAUGAUGGUGAAGCAGUUGUUCCACAUACAGGAAUGACAGGUUCAACUGAAAUUACAGCCUCUGAACAAUUGGAAUCUAUCGGUAAAAGUAUUGACAAGAAAUGUGAAGGUAGCAGCACAAAAAUAUUUGGUACUACUGUAAAAACAACCCCAGUUAUGAAUAAUAAUUUGGUAGCUACUCCUACAUUAAGUUCAUCACCUGAAGAAUCAAAAAAUAGUUCUCUUUUGAAAAAAGCUCUAGUUGACUAUGAAGGUGAUUCAGAUGAAGAAGAAGAUGAAAAUGGAGAUUUAAAAUCGCCAACCAAGAGGCCCCGUUAUACAUAAAAAUAUGUUUGUAAAUUUUCUUAUAUCUAUAAUUUGAAUAAUAAUUUACCUGUUUUGUUAUACAAAACAAGCGCCAACACUUGAUAAUUUUAAGUUAUAGACUAAAUGACAUCACCCUUGUGUAAAUAAUAAUCAUGCUAAGUAUGAUAUGCCUUAUAGAUGUUUUCAUAAAUAAUGUGUAAAGCUAGGUAAAUGUUGCUUAAAAACAUUUCUAUUUUCAUUUUUUACCCAAAACCAAUUCUUGUAUAUUUGACUUUCCUUUGGACUGUUAAUAUCUAUCAGUACUUAAUGAUAACUAUUAUUGUAAUAACAAUAACAAAAGCAAAACAAAACAAAAUUGUACCUGGUUUAUAAUUCUCAAAAGGAACAAUCAAACUAACUAACAAGUUAACUAUUAAAUAUUGGUAUUAGCUAGACCAAUACGAUCCAUAAUUUUAUUUUUAUGUUGUUUUAAAGUGAUCUUUAAAUUACUACAAUUUUUGUUGUGAUAUUUUGACCUCUAAUUUGUUUUCUUUUUGUUUUUGUACAAAUUUCGCUGUUCACAUGCUGCGAGCCACAAUUGUAAUGUAAUUGAUUUCAUACAAACCUUAGAGCUUUGUGUAGAUAUUUUCAUGUCAAUGGUGUAUAUUAAAAAAUUAUACAAUAUCAAUUUUUAGA